Diaporthe citri is the source of this 1143-nucleotide messenger RNA. RefSeq lists its product as uncharacterized. Lineage: Eukaryota; Fungi; Ascomycota; Sordariomycetes; Diaporthales; Diaporthaceae. The transcript is spliced from 2 exons. The record is from RefSeq and is a predicted model, not a curated record. Gene Ontology annotation, biological process: negative regulation of MAPK cascade; protein dephosphorylation. Bases 1 to 1143 code for a protein of 380 amino acids. Gene Ontology annotation, cellular component: cytoplasm. Gene Ontology annotation, molecular function: MAP kinase tyrosine/serine/threonine phosphatase activity; protein tyrosine/threonine phosphatase activity.
AUGUCAAGCUACGUCUCCACCGCCUGGCUUGACCUCUUUGCAGAGAACGGGGCGCCAGACGCCGAGUCGUGCUUCAAGAGUUACGACGCCCUCGACACACUUGACAGUUCCCCCAGUCUCAGCUUCCUCAAGGAUCUGAUAUGGGCAGGGAUCAGGACAUGGGUCGCAAACAACACCGACUCUUUGUCUCUCAUCAGCCAUGAUGACUUGGACGGCCCGGGCCGCGUCUUCUUGGGCGGCAUGAACCAUGCUCUCAACGACGACACCCUCCGCGAGCAUGACAUCUCUGCCGCAAUCAGCAUCCACCCCAAAGACCUGCUCGCAUGGCAUCCCACCGACACCUCGUACGCGCUUCGUCGCUUUUCAAACCCCACCUCGUCAUGCUCAGUCAAGCACCACCUCAUGAUCCCUCUCGAGGACAAGGCGAAUGCCGACCUCAUGGAAUACUUUGACCAGACAAACGACUUCUUGGCUACCAAUCUGAGAGAAGGCCGCAACAUCCUGGUCCACUGCAAGUCCGGCCGAUCACGCUCUGUCGCUGCCGUGAUCGCAUACCUGCAGCGGAAGUACUACGAAACAACGAUCCGGCCGCAGAACCUCGGUCUGGACGAGGCGCUCAGCAAGAUGGUCUCAUACCGCGAGGCCGUCACAGAAAGCAUUCGUCUCCUGGGGCAUCCCGCUUACGAAGAGAAGCUUGCUCAUCUCUUCUCUCCGCCCCCGCCAUCCGAAAAGAAACUGGUGGAGCUGCAGAGGGGCGAGUCACAGGCGGCGGACUCGCAAACGACAGAUUCGCAGACGCUGAGCUCGCAGGGGACGUGGCAUGAGAUGACAAGGUCGCAGACGAUAGACUUGGAGCACCCCCCUGGAUUGAAGAGAGUCAAGAAGAAGGGCGGUGCGGCGAUCCUCAAGCUUGCUGUCGCGAUCGUCUUCUUCAAGAAUAACCAGAAGCCACCGGUCCCCGUGGUUGAGCGCUUGUUCGAGAUCAACGAGGCCUACUUCUGGGAGAUGGAGGGUGUGGACUUCAAGGGGGUUGACUACAAGGACUCGGGGCAUAUUCAUCGUGGUAUCUGUGCCUUCUACGCCCAGUUUGCUGAUGAAUAUGGCUACGAGGCCCCUGAUGCUGUCUCACAGUUGUCGGACUGA